AUGGGAGACACGGACACAUUUACCAUCACGACAACGUUUAAUGGCAACAGAUAUCUUUUCAGAGUGUCUUUUGCUUCUGCAGACGAUUUUGUAGACAAGGCUUAUUUCUUUUUAUUCAUUUACGUGCCUUUUUUUUCAGACAUUCUUUCUUAUUUUUAUUGUUUUUCAUUCGUCUUCCCGUCAUAUUAUAUAUUUUUCUGUCUUUCGUUUACUGUUUUUCCAGUCACCCUCCCUUCAUAUUACAGUACUUUCUUUCUUUCUUUCUUUUUUACUGUUUUUAUUCACUCUCUCUUCAUAUCAAUGUGUUUUUUUCUUUCUUUCUGUCUUUUAAUUCUUUUUUCAUUCACCCUCACUUCUCAGCAAUAUGCUUUUCUUUCUUUCUUUCUUUCUUUCUUUCUUUCUUUCUUUCUUUUAGUGUUUUUUCAGCACCCUUCCUUCAUCAAUGUGCUUUACUGUCUUUCUUUCUUUAACAGUUUUUCAUCACCCUCCCUUCACAUCACUAUCCUUUUCUUUCUUUUUCCUUUCCCUUUUUUUUUCAUUCGCUCUCCUUUCACAUCACUGUGCUUUACUUUUUCUCUUCUUUUUCUUUCUUUUCCUCUUUCUUUCUUUCUUUCUUUCUUUCUUUCUUUCUUUCUUUCUUUCUUUCUCAUUGUGCGUUCCUCCCUAAAAGUCUUCCUAUCUUUCUUUUCAUAUUUUGUCAUCGUUUCAUUUCUUCUCCCUUCAUUUAACAUAUUUUCGUUUCAUUCGUUCUGCUUUCAUUUUUCUUUUCUUUCCUUUUCUUUAAUAUGCCAUUUCUACAUUUUCUCAUUUUAA
Molecule: messenger RNA, 813 nt
Organism: Acanthosepion pharaonis
Lineage: Eukaryota; Metazoa; Mollusca; Cephalopoda; Sepiida; Sepiidae
Source: the annotation of a GenBank genome assembly